AGCAGCUACACCCUACGGCAUAAGAUGUUCCCAUUUUGCAGACGGGGAAACGGAGGUUGGGGAGGACGGUGAUAGCCGUCGGGGGCGGGGUUCAGGGUCGGAGGCGGGGCGCAGGGCGCGCACGCUGCGUCUCGGGCCGGGGGGCGCGCACGCCGAGCGGCUGACCGGGGGCGUGGAAGGGGGCGUGGAAGGGGCGUGGCCUCGCGGGGCCAGGAGGCUGCCGCGGCUGCAGCUGUCGCGCCAGUCGGAACAGAAGCGGGUCCGAGGCGCACCCCAAUCCCGCCAUGGAGCAGCCGAGGAAGGCGGUGGUAGUGACGGGAUUUGGCCCUUUUGGGGAACACACUGUGAACGCCAGUUGGAUUGCAGUUCAGAGAUGGGAUCUCACUAUAUUGUCCAGGCUGGUCUUGAACUCCCAGGCUUAAAUGAUCCUUCCACCUUGGCCUCCCAACGAAGCUGGGAUUACAGGUGUGAGCCACCAAGCCCUGCCAUCAAGUGGGUCUUGCCAAACCCACACAUGAACACCUCUCUUGUGACUGCAUGCUUUGGGGAGCUGGAAAAGCUAGGCCUUGGGGACAGUGUGGACCUGCACGUGUAUGAGAUUCCAGUUGAGUACAAAACAGUCCAGAGACUCAUCCCUGCCCUGUGGGAGAAGCACAGUCCACAGCUGGUGGUGCAUGUGGGGGUGUCAGGCAUGGCGACCACAGUCACACUGGAGAAAUGUGGACACAACAAGGGCUACAAGGGGCUGGACAACUGCCGCUUCUGCCCCGGCUCCCAGUGCUGCGUGGAGGACGGGCCUGAAAGCAUUGACUCCAUCAUCGACAUGGAUGCUGUGUGCAAGCGAGUCACCACGUUGGGCCUGGAUGUAUCGGUGACCAUCUCGCAGGAUGCUGGCAGAUAUCUCUGCGACUUUACAUACUACACCUCUCUGUACCAGAGUCACGGUCGAUCAGCCUUCGUCCACGUGCCCCCACUGGGGAAGCCAUACAACGCAGACCAGCUGGGCAGGGCACUGAGAGCCAUCAUUGAGGAGAUGCUGGACCUCCUGGAGCAGUCAGAGGGCAAAAUCAACUAUUGCCACAAACACUGAGGAACGCUCAGGUCUCCUAAGACCUCAUCCUGCUGGGGACCCCACGAGGGGACAUCCACCCUCUGGGGUGUGGCCAGGAAAAGACAAGCUCUUCAACUUGGGGAUCCGAUCUGGAAGAGAGAUUCUGAUCUGCCUAUCUCCUCUUCCUCCUUCUCUACAAAAGCUCUGGUUGAUUUGAGGGAAGUGGCUGAAAAUUUUCUUUUCUCCCGUUUUCCUCCCUGCAUCUGGGGACACAGCUGCCGUGACCAGGGAGGCCAGCCUGAGGGGUCCAGAUGCCCAGGGAGAAUCUUGGUCUGGUGGGUCCAUGAGCUGCGAUACCACAGCUGGAGCCACGUGUUCACCUGCUUUCCUGUCUGUUGGUGAAGGAAAUUCAGAAUUCACUUUAUAUCCAAGACUGGCUUUUAUCCAAUUUAAAAGCGUCUCGAUGAGUCCUCGACCUUGACCUGUGCUCAACAGCCUGGCCCUUUCUGGGGCUACCCUGGGAUACGGCAUAAUUUUUUCUUUCUUUCUUUCUUCUCUCUCGCUCUUUUUUUUUUUUUUUUUUAAACCAAUAGUGCUAGUUUGUGCACAAAGUAAUUUAUAUUCCCUUUGGUUAAAAUGCAGGCUUUUUAGCCAACAACAAAAGUGUCUUUUUUCCCCUCAUGCCAGGGUGAGGCCACUUUUGUCUCCUGCCCUGAAAAUUGGACUUAAGAUACCAUGUCUUGGCUGGGCACAGUGGCUCAUGGCUGUAAUCCCAGCACUUGGGAGGCCAGGGUGGGUGGAUCACUUGAGACCAGGAGUUCGGGACCGGCCUGGCCAACAUGGUGAAACCCCGCCUCUACUAAAAAUAUAACAAUUAGCUGGGAGUGGUGAUGCAUGCCUGUAGUCCUAGCUACUUGGGAGGCUGAGGCUGGAGAAUCGCUUGAACCCAGGAGGCAGAGGUUGCAGUGAGCUGAGAUUACACGGCUGCUCUCCAGCCUGGGUGACAGAGCGAGAUUCUGUCUCAAAAAAAACAACUGGACUUAAGAUGGCAUGUCUUGGUUUUAGGGCCAAAAAGGAGGCCCCCUUGCUUAAGGCAUGGGGUUGGUGGCCAGGCGACGGGGUGGGACUGCUGCCCCAGAUGUGGCCAUGGGGGUCGUGGUCCUUUCAACACCGAGCUAUGAGCUGUCGCCAUGGAGACCAGGGCCAUCUGUGGGAAGGCGGAUUUUGUCUGCUUUUGACUUUUCUUUUUUAAUAUGUAAAACUCCACAGCAGCGGAAACCCCCCCCCGCUACUUCUGGCCUGAAGCUUCAAGGUUUUGGUGCCGGAACGAGUUUGUUGCUCCCUUAGCAGGGUGGUAGGGGGGUCUCAAAACGGAGGCCUAGGGGCUGGAGUUGGCAGAGCUUUGCAUGUCCCAGCAUGUCUGAGCAGGAGGAAUUCCGGGCGGCCAAGGGGUUUUAUGUAGAUUGGUUUUGGAUACUCGCCCAGGAGUCAGGAGUCAAAUUUUAUCUUACUUCCUGGUAACCUUGAACUCUAGACAGGAAUGAAAUGAUGUAACAUUCCUCAGAUGAUGUAAGUUCAGCCAGAUCCUUGAUACCUAUCAGGGAGAGAGGACAACCCCCACACUGAAACCAAUUGAGUGAAAUGCAUGUUCUGGAAAUCAGUUUCUAUUUUGGCCUGGGGGAAUGUGGCUAUACUGUUUCCCUGCGUGUGACACAGUUGGAAUCUGAUCUUGUUGGUUUCCCAACAUCCAGGGGUGUGUGUGUGUGUGUGAGAGGUGUGUGUGUGAGAGAGAGAGAGAGAGAGAGACAGGGUCUUAUUCUGUUGACCAGGCUGGAGUACAGUAGUGUGAUCAUAGAUC
Messenger RNA from Rhinopithecus roxellana (golden snub-nosed monkey), 2909 nucleotides. RefSeq names its product pyroglutamyl-peptidase I (gene PGPEP1). The transcript has 6 exons. Gene Ontology annotation, molecular function: pyroglutamyl-peptidase activity. Bases 374 to 1090 code for a protein of 238 amino acids. The record is from RefSeq and is a predicted model, not a curated record. NCBI's taxonomy places the organism in Eukaryota, Metazoa, Chordata, Mammalia, Primates, Cercopithecidae. Gene Ontology annotation, cellular component: cytosol. Gene Ontology annotation, biological process: proteolysis.